Messenger RNA from Cynocephalus volans (Philippine flying lemur), 3397 nucleotides. It is a transcript of the gene ZBTB20, whose product is annotated as zinc finger and BTB domain containing 20. Gene Ontology annotation, molecular function: protein binding; DNA-binding transcription factor activity, RNA polymerase II-specific; RNA polymerase II cis-regulatory region sequence-specific DNA binding. Lineage: Eukaryota; Metazoa; Chordata; Mammalia; Dermoptera; Cynocephalidae. The record is from RefSeq and is a predicted model, not a curated record. Gene Ontology annotation, biological process: regulation of transcription by RNA polymerase II. Bases 132 to 2357 code for a protein of 741 amino acids. The transcript is spliced from 4 exons.
AGGUGAAGUGAGGUGCCUAAAGCCACACAGCAAGUUAGAGGCACAGCUAGUAACAUAGCUCAAGUCUCCUGACUCCCAGUCCAGUGCUCUUCCCAUUACUCCACGGGUCCUGUCUCUAAGCUUCCUGACAAAUGCUAGAACGGAAGAAACCCAAGACAGCUGAAAACCAGAAGGCAUCUGAGGAGAAUGAGAUUACUCAGCCGGGUGGAUCCAGCGCCAAGCCGGGCCUUCCCUGCCUGAACUUUGAAGCUGUUUUGUCUCCAGACCCAGCCCUCAUCCACUCAACACAUUCACUGACAAACUCUCACACUCACACCGGGUCAUCUGAUUGUGACAUCAGUUGCAAGGGGAUGACCGAGCGCAUUCACAGCAUCAACCUUCACAACUUCAGCAAUUCCGUGCUCGAGACCCUCAACGAGCAGCGCAACCGUGGCCACUUCUGUGACGUGACGGUGCGCAUCCACGGGAGCAUGCUGCGUGCACACCGCUGCGUGCUGGCAGCCGGCAGCCCCUUCUUUCAGGACAAGCUGCUAUUGGGCUACAGCGACAUCGAGAUCCCGUCGGUGGUGUCAGUGCAGUCGGUGCAAAAGCUCAUUGACUUCAUGUACAGCGGUGUGCUGCGUGUCUCGCAGUCGGAAGCUCUGCAGAUCCUCACGGCCGCCAGCAUCCUGCAGAUCAAAACAGUCAUUGAUGAGUGCACGCGCAUCGUGUCACAGAAUGUGGGCGAUGUAUUCCCGGGGAUCCAGGACUCGGGCCAGGACACACCAAGGGGCACUCCCGAGUCAGGAACAUCAGGCCAGAGCAGCGACACAGAGUCGGGAUAUCUGCAGAGUCACCCACAGCACAGUGUGGACAGGAUCUAUUCGGCGCUGUACGCAUGCUCCAUGCAGAAUGGCAGUGGUGAGCGCUCCUUCUACAGCGGUGCAGUGGUCAGCCACCACGAGACUGCACUGGGUCUGCCCCGCGACCACCACAUGGAAGACCCCAGCUGGAUCACGCGCAUCCAUGAGCGCUCGCAGCAGAUGGAGCGCUACCUGUCUACCACCCCCGAGACCACGCACUGCCGCAAGCAGCCCCGGCCCGUGCGUAUCCAGACCCUGGUGGGCAACAUCCACAUCAAGCAGGAGAUGGAGGACGAUUACGACUACUAUGGGCAGCAAAGGGUGCAGAUCUUGGAGCGCAACGAAUCCGAGGAGUGCACAGAAGACACCGACCAGGCCGAGGGCACCGAGAGUGAGCCCAAAGGCGAAAGCUUCGACUCUGGCGUCAGUUCCUCCAUAGGAACCGAGCCCGACUCGGUGGAGCAGCAGUUUGGGCCUGGGGCGGCGCGGGACGGCCAGGCAGAGCCCGCCCAACCAGAGCAGCCUGCGGAAGCCUCUGCUGAGGGCGGUCCGCAGCCGAACCAGCUAGAAGCAGGUGCCUCCUCUCCAGAGAGAAGCAACGAGAUGGAGAUGGACAACACAGUCAUCACUGUCAGCAACAGCUCCGACAAGAGCGUCCUACAACAGCCUUCGGUGAACACGUCCAUUGGGCAGCCAUUGCCAAGUACUCAGCUCUACUUACGCCAGACAGAAACCCUCACCAGCAACCUGAGGAUGCCUCUGACCUUGACCAGCAACACACAGGUCAUUGGCACAGCUGGCAACACAUACCUGCCGGCCCUCUUCACUACCCAACCCGCGGGCAGCGGCCCUAAGCCUUUCCUCUUCAGCCUACCACAGCCCUUGCCAGGCCAGCAGACCCAGUUUGUGACAGUGUCCCAGCCCGGCCUGUCCACCUUUACUGCACAGCUGCCAGCGCCACAGCCCCUGGCCUCAUCUGCAGGCCACAGCACAGCCAGUGGGCAAGGCGAAAAAAAGCCUUAUGAGUGCACUCUCUGCAACAAGACUUUCACCGCCAAACAGAACUACGUCAAGCACAUGUUCGUACACACAGGUGAGAAGCCCCACCAAUGCAGCAUCUGUUGGCGCUCCUUCUCCUUAAAGGAUUACCUUAUCAAGCACAUGGUGACACACACAGGAGUGAGGGCAUACCAGUGUAGCAUCUGCAACAAGCGCUUCACCCAGAAGAGCUCCCUCAACGUGCACAUGCGCCUCCACCGCGGGGAGAAGUCCUAUGAAUGCUACAUCUGCAAAAAGAAGUUCUCCCACAAGACCCUCCUGGAGCGACACGUGGCCCUGCACAGUGCCAGCAACGGGACCCCUCCAGCAGGCACACCCCCAGGUGCCCGCGCCGGCCCCCCAGGCGUGGUGGCCUGCACGGAGGGGACCACUUACGUCUGCUCCGUCUGUCCUGCAAAGUUUGACCAAAUCGAGCAGUUCAACGACCACAUGAGGAUGCAUGUGUCUGACGGAUAAGUAGUCUCUUUCUCUCUUUCUUAUGAACAAAACAAAACAACAAACAAACAAACAAAAAGCUAUGGCACUAGAAUUUAAGAAAUGUUUUGGUUUCGUUUUUACUUUCUGUUUUUGUUUUUGUUUCGUUUCAUUUUGUACUACAUGAAGAACUGUUUUUUGCCUGCUGGUACAUUACAUUUCCGGAGGCUCGGGUGAAUAGUAGUUUUCCCAGUCUCCCUCGGAUGGUGGCCUUAAGGCCUGGUAGUGCUUCAAGAGGUCCACUGGUUGGAUCUCUAGCUACUGGCCUCUAAAUACAACCUUCUUUACAAAAAAAGUCUUUAAAAAAAAAAGUUAAAAAAAAAAAACAAACUUUUUUUUUCACUUGUGAAGAGCACUACAAAAAUAUAUAACAAAAUCUAAAAGGCCUACUGUCUUUAAAUACACCGCUUGCAGUGUUUCAAUGGACAUUUUCACAAUUCUGGCCGCUUGGACUUCACAGUAACCAGUUAAAACUGUGGAAUAUCGCUUCUGGUUGAAAACCCAGAGGAAAGGCCCUGCUGUUUUCCACCUACCAUGUUGUCUGAUUCCAAAAAGGGCUGUGGGGGUGGGAAGGGGCAGUGGGUUUGGUGUGUGGGAAAGAAGGGCGAAUGGCAGGCUUCUCCCCGAGAUUCUGCCUGGGGCCACACACCCUGGCCCACCUCCUCUGUAUCCCCCUCUUUCAGCAGAAGCCAGGAAGACUUGGACCAGCAACAAGCAACAGUGGCUAUCGUAUUUAUUCAGUGUCUUCGCUGAGCCACAGCCUCAGCACAAUCAAGAGGGACUUUCAUGAAAGGCAGGAAUGCAGAUAAAACAAAGAUAUCAGAGCUUUGCACCUAUGUUUCUAGGUACAAGAGAAGGAUUAUUUCCAACAAUCUUUGCAAAAAAAAAAAAAAAAAGUGUCAGGAUAUAUUCUUGUGGAAGAGAAAAAGAAAGAGAAAUGGAGGGUGGGGGGAACAAUAAAAAGUUCUUGAGGCUUUUUUAAUUCAAAAUUUUAUAGAGGGGCAAAAGUGACGUUUACCAGA